AUGUCACACCCACAGACCGUUCACUUCAACCGGCAAGAACCACCGCUACCGGGGGGAUAUCUGAACAGUAACCCGUAUUCUUCUUCUCAGAUUGCUCUCUUCAUAGCGUCUAACUCAGUAGAACCCCCUUACAAUAACGGAGCCUCGUACGCGUCACUCCAGCAUAGCUCGCAACCGGCGCCUGACGUGGGUUUUUCUCAUCCCAACGUGGGGACGUCGCACCCCACGUCCGCCCCACUCUCGUCCUCGUCUUUGCCGUUUCAAAACCAACCGUUCUAUCCGCCGCACCCGCCGUUUCCUCAGAACUCGCAAUUUCCGCUGUCGCCCGCGCAGCCAGCAGGCACGCCGCUUAGAAAUCCCUCCUCGUUACCUCUGCACGCGCCAGCUGCGCACUCCAUGAAUUCUGGCCCUCGAAACACCGCCGCUACAGCCGGUAAUGGAAACCACAUGCCGUCUGCCCACGGCGUGCAAUUCGGUGCUCCAGACGGGCAGGCUGUUUAUAACGGUCAAGUGGGUCCUUCGGCUCCUGCGUCCAGCCGUCUGGCCGUCGGAUUGUCAGGACCACCGACAAACCAUCUGAUUCGGCCGUGGCAGAACCAGGCGAGCGUGAACCAGUCAGGUGCAACAACACCCUUUAUCCAAGCCUCCGCCGCCUUCUGCCGGCCCGCUCCGUCCGCCCCUUCUCCUUCCGCCGGUUCCGCGCCUUCUGCCCCUUCCGCGCCUUCCGCUCCUUCAGCGACUUUCUUUCCUACCAUCCCUUCCGGGUCUUCCGCGCCUUCCGCAGGAUCUCAACUCCACUCCGCUUUCUCGACGGCUAACGCGCUAGGUGGUCCCUCCGUCGUUGCCGCCGCGCCCGCCGUCCACUCCCGCCAUGCAGCCGCGUCACCCGCCGCUCCACCGCAGAGGUCGAACGGCGUGGGGCCCUGCAUGAUUGGGAUACCGUCAGCUCCCGCUUCUGCGUCCGCUGCUGCGUAUGCUCCAAAUCCUCCGCCUGUUCCCGCGCCUUCGUCCUUUGAUCCGGAAUUGCAGACGCGCGUGCAUAGGCUGCUUAUGCAGGAUGCAGGGAGGAACAAUGCGGGUGCUUUCUCACUCGGUUCGCGAAGUGGCAGCAUGCCUGCUACAGCUGCUACAGCUGCUCUCGUCGCCGCCAUGUCGUCGGGUCCAGCUGCUGCCUCACUCUCCGCUCCCCCUGCUUCCGCCCUCCGCCCGCCUUCCGUCCGCGCGCCCCAACCACCUGCCUGGGCGCCUUCCGCCAACCCGACUGCCGAGGUGGCAGUCAUACCCGCGACGGCGAGUGCAGCGGGCGCACUGGGCGCGCACAUAACCCUGUGCGACGCAGACGCGACACUCUUCCCCGACUCUCGCCUCCCCAAUCUCUCCGCCGCUUCCACUGCGCCUGCCGUCACCUCAUCUCUCACCUUUUCCCCUCCCGCACCCACUUCCCCACCUGCACCCACUCCCCCCGCACCCACUCUCCCCGCAUCCGCUCCUUUCCCAAGCCCCACCCCUAACGGAGCCUUCGCAUCGGUUCCGGCUCACUCGCCUCCCGCCGUUCCAACCCCCUCCGCUCCUACCUCCUCCGCUCCUAUCCCCUCUGCUCCUUCUCCUUUCGCUCCCACUCCCCCCGCUCCUACUCCCCCCGCUCCUACUCUCCCUGCUCCUACUCCCCCCGCUCCUGCUCCCCCCGCUCCUACUCCCCCUGCUCCUGCUCCCCUCGCUCCUACUCCCCCCGCUCCUACUUUCCCAACCGGCGAGUCCCCUCCAGUAGGUCUCCCUUCCGCCGCACCUCCACUCCUCCCCGUUCCUCCCGCCCCGCCUGUCCCACGUGGCACCGCGCGCGCUGCCAACGCCUCCGCCAACGCGCGCUCCUCUGGGGCAAACGCGCGCCCUCCCGCCUCCUCCCGCCGCCCUCCCGCCCCUGGCGGGCGCAAGCGCGCUCAGCCGCCUUCCAGUGACGCGGCAGCGUUGUUAGCCAAUCAGAGAGCAGCAAGUUCACAGUCCCGUGGCGCUAUGUUGGCGCUGGCGGCGGCAGCAGGAGGGGACGCUGAAGCGGACAUGGGGGAAGUGUACUUUCUCAUUCUGCACUUUUUGACGGGCAGCCCGUGCCGUCGGGCAGCAGAAGUUUUGAAAGAGGAGCUGGAGGAGUUGAAUCUGCUUCCGCAGCGGUACCAUGCGGUGUACUCGCAUGGGGGAAGGCGGGCAGGCGCAAGCAGCGCGAGUGAAGGGCGGGAUUGUGGCAGGGGCAGCGAGGGUGGUGGCGAGGGGAGUGCACGUGGGGAGGCGGGGGUGGUGGGGGCACAGGGGAAGGCUGGGGAGGGUGGGGGGAGGGGAGGAGGCGUGGAGGGGGAGAGGGAGAUGACAGUUCCCCUGAGCUACGAGGAGCUGAGGGAGAGGUACGCGCACAUUGGCCCCAACCACCUCUUCCUGCUGUUGCAGGAGCUGCUGCAGACCACCCAUCUUGCCGUAUCCUCCGCCUCCCUCCUCCCCUCCGCGCCUCUCUCCUCCUCCGCGCCCCACCCGCCGCCGUCAGCAGCGCCAGCCCUCCCUCCGGCCCCGCUUGCUGCAGCAGCUGUUGCACCCACCGUCGCUGCCCUUCCCUCUGCUUCCGUUCUUGCUGUUGCCACUGGCCCCCUCUCUAUCUCCGUUUCUCCCACUGCACUAGAGGAGGUUUUGCCAGGUGCCGCAGCCCCAGCCACCGCUGCAGCUGUGGGUGUGAGCGCCGGCGGUGGCUUGGAGGCAGGGCAGCAAGUAGGGGGCGCAGAGGCAGCAGCAGAGGGAUCAGUGGGUGCGGCUGUGGCUCAGACGCUGGGAAGCGGGACAGAGGCUGCUGCAGCACCCGAGCAAUUGGCAGUUUCAGGGCAACUGGAAGCAGCAGGGACCAUUAUAACGAGCGCGGCAGCAGCAGCAGCAGCAGCAGGCGCUGAAGCAGCAGGAGCAGCAGCAGCAGGGGCGGCAGGCAGCAGAGCACUCGUGCUGGCGUCACCGGCAACGGUGGUGGGAGCAGCGGCAGGGACAGAGAGGGGCGAGAAGGGUGCAGGCGAGGAGGGUGUGUUGGUGGGCACGGGGGCGGGCGUGGCAGCAGCGCGUGACAGGUGGUGGGUGUGUGCGGGUGACGUGCCAACGCUGCUGGGCCAUGGCGGGAUAAGCCUGAGGCGAGGUAGGCGCGGAUUGUGGCUCCAGGGGCAGAGGGCGCUUGCUCAUGGCCUGCUUGACCAUUCUACGCUUCCCUUCCUCCCUCCCUCCUUCCCUCCCGCUCUGCUGCCGUUCCUCACCGUCUUCCCCUCUCCUUGCUCAACCCCGGUUCCCUUCACCCCUCUCCACCCCACCCUGCGCGCUCUAUCUUUCACAUCCCGCCCCUAUUCGCCUCCCAACAACAGCGGAGUGGCUGCCAGCGCUGCUCUCUGCUCCGCGCACCUUUCUUCCCCACACAGCCCAUCCGCACCUCUCUGCACCGCUCCUGCGCUCCCUCACGCUCAGAGAGACGGGCGGAGGGGUGUGCUCGCGGGCUGCCAGGGCUGUCAGUGCACGAGCUGCGUCGCAGGCGGUGGCGUCCCCCGCGCUGCUGCUGAGCCGCAUGGAGCAGGUCAAGGUGCUGCGCGGCCACCGCAACGCCGUCUACUGCGGUGCGUUGCCCCCAUCCCCCGUUUCUCGCACUCACUGGCCCCGUGCCUGCGCUCACCGCACCCCCUCCCAACCUGCACUCACUGCCGCUCGCCACCUGCCUGCUCGCUGUGCUGCUGGCACCUGUUGCUUUCAACCCACUGCGUUCAGCAGCUGAUUUCUGUAACACAUUCACGCACGCAUGCAUACCCACCCAUUCCACUCAACGCCCACGUCCUGCUCCCCGCACCCCCUCACUGUCUUCCCCCCCUGGCAGCGGUGUACGACCACGGGGGGCGGUACCUGAUAACGGGGUCGGACGACCGCCUGGUGAAGAUCUGGAGCAUGCACCAUGGCAUCUGCCUCGCCACCUGCCGCGCGCACACCGUAAGCCUCCCUCCUCCAUGCCACACUGCGAGUCCUUCCCCCCUCUCUCCACUCCACAUGGCAACUCCUUCCUUCCACUUGCCAUUUCCUGGUUUGGUUACUGUCUCAUUCUGCCCGUGUGCGCUGCUCAUGCUUGCCUGGAUUGCCAUGGCCUACCUAUGCGGCUGUGUGUGUGCGCGUGCAUGCAUGUACGUACAUGCAGGGGGACAUAACGGAUCUGGCAGUGAGCAGGGGCGACAAGUGGGUGGCAUCAGCAUCCAACGACUGCCUCAUCCGCGUUGUCAGUGCCGCCCGCCCCUCGUCCUCAUCCCCUUUCCGACUCCUCGUUCUCUGACCUCAUCCCUGUCGCUACCAUUUCCCCAACAUUUCCUACCGCGUUCUCCAUCCCUCCCCCCUUGCCUCAUCGUUCUCCCACCCACUCUCCGCACCCCGCCUCCAUGCAUGUGGCAGUGGGAGCUACCAAGUGGGCAUUUAGAGGUGACGCUGGUGGGCCAUGCAGACGCCGUCACCGCUGUUGCAUUCAGCCCCACCACACACCACCACCUCCUCUCGUACGCCUCCCCUCACGACUUCCUGCCACCAUGCCUGUCGUGCCCCCAUGCGCUGCCUGGCCUCUCCACCUCCCCCCGCACCUCUCACCUCCUCAUGACGGCUCAUGCCGCCUGUGGGACGUCACAGCAGCAGCGGACAGCACCUGUCUGCGCCUCUUCCUGCCUGCCUCCCAUGGUACUUCCACCAUCUGCUCCCACCCUCUGCUCUUGCCCUCUGCUCCCGCCCUCUGCUCUUGCUCUCUGCUCCCGCCCUCUGCUCUUGCUCUCUGCUCCCGCCCUCUGCUCUCACCCUCUGCUCUCACUGCUUGAUGUUUCCACCUCUCAAGUCCACAGCCAGUCCCCACCCCACUACCUCAUGCCACGCCACCCCAUGUCAUCUCACGCCCUCUUGCUCCUCUGCACUCGCUUCCAUAACUCAACCCUCUCUCCCCUCCCCUACCCUACCCUCUCCUCCCCUACCCUCCCCUCCCCUCCCUCCCCUCCCCUCCCCUCCUCUCUCUACCCUUGCCAUGCAGCCACCAAGAUUCCUUUCCCUCCGGGAACGUUUCUGAACCGCAUGCAGCAGGGGGGCGCGGAGAUGACCAACGAGGAGCGGGCCAAGAUGCUGCCCCCCAAAGUGCUGUGCGCUGCCUUCAACGCCGAGGGCUCUCUCUUUGUCACGGGCAGCGAGGAUGGGCGCACGCGGGUGAGUGGGGAUGGGCGCACGCGGGUGAGUGAGGAUGGGCGCACGAGGCACGAGGUGCAGGAGCUGCUGGGGCACCAGGGGUCAGUCAACUUCGUGCAGUUCAGUGGGUGUGCGGGGGUGCAGCAGGAGGUGACGUCUGGUGGGGACGAGGAGGGGAGGGGUGUGGGGGAGAAGGGGAAGGGAAGUGCGGAGGGGGGGAAGAGGAAGGAGAAGGACAAGGAGAGGCGACUCACCUCCCUCAACACGGCCAACCGGCCCGGGGUGGAGGCGAUAGUGUCGUGUGUGCGGGACGGCUCUGCCAUCAUCUGCCCCGUCCCUUCCAUUCCUUGUUCCUUUAUCACCCCUCAUCACCUCUCAUUGCCCCUCUCUCAUCCACUUCCCCCGUACUUCCGCCCCCUGUGUCCCCAUCCGCCAGGGAAAGCACCUGCAUUGGAACAAGGCGCAGCAGCUCACCGCUCCUCCGCGCCCCCUGCCUGUGCAGCAGGAGCAGCGGGGGCGGCGGCGAAUAUGAUCAUCUGGUCGCUGGACUGCCAGCUCGUGCUCGCUGCCCUCACAGUCUCGCCCUCUUCCUCUGCUCGUAUCUCUGCCCGUGCGUCUGUGCGUCUCUCCCCCCCCCCCCCACUGGUGGCAGAUGCGCGCAUCUGUGUGUGGCAGGCGGCCACAGGCGAGCUCAUACACUGCCUCACAGCACACCAGGAGCAGGCGUUUGUGCUGGACGUGCAUCCCACGGACCCGCGCAUUGCCAUGAGCGCGGGGUACGAUGGCCGAGUUAUCGUGUGGGACAUCUGGAAGGGACAGCCAAUCGCCAUCCGCCACGUCACCAAUUUCCAACUCGUCGACGGCCAUUUCUCUCCGGACGGCACGGGGCUGGUGGUGGCGGACGAGGUGGGGCAGGUGUAUGUGUUUGCCACGGGGGGCAAGGACCAAUGGGCGCACAUCCACAUGGAUCAGGUGGGCGCAUUCACAUGGACCAGUUCUUCCUGGGCGACUAUCGUCGAUUCGCCCUCGACUCAUUCCACAACGCCCUCGAUGAGGUGCAUUCUCAUGCCCGCCUGCACUCAUGCCCGCCUGCACUCAUGCCCGCCUGCACUCAUGCCCGCCUGCACUCAUGCCCGCCUGCACUCAUGCCCGCCUGCACUCAUGCCCUCCUGCACUCAUGCCCGCCUGCACUCAUGCCCUCCUGCACUCAUGCCCUCCUGCACUCAUGCCCUCCUGCACUCAUGCCCUCCUGCACUCAUGCCCUCCUGCACUCAUGCCCGCCUGCACUCGUGCCCUCCUGCACUCAUGCCCUCCUGCACUCAUGCCCGCCUGCACUCAUGCCCUCCUGCACUCAUGCCCUCCUGCACUCAUGCCCUCCUGCACUCAUGCCCGCCUGCACUCAUGCCCUCCUGCACUCAUGCCCUCCUGCACUCAUGCCCGCCUGCACUCAUGCCCUCCUGCACUCAUGCCCGCCUGCACUCAUGCCCGCCUGCACUCAUGCCCGCCUGCACUCAUGCCCGCCUGCACUCAUGCCCGCCUGCACUCAUGCCCGCCUGCACUCAUGCCCGCCUGCACUCAUGCCCUCCUGCACUCAUGCCCGCCUGCACUCAUGCCCUCCUGCACUCAUGCCCGCCUGCACUCAUGCACUCCCCUGUACUUCCGAUUGCCUGCACUUUUGCUUUCGCCUGCACUCCUGCUUCCCUCCCACUCUCCCCUGCACUCCCGCUCUUGCUCGUGUUGCUUCUCCCAAUUCCAUUCCCUCUCAUGCCUCCAUCUCAUCCGCGCACCCAAUGGCCCCUCAUGCCCCACCCCCCACACCAGGAGACGAACAUUCUAACGGAGGAGCGCACGUGGAUGGACCCCAUAUGCGAUGCGGGCAUGCAGCCGUACCCCGACCCCUACCAGUCGCGCUUCCAUGCGCUGCGCUUCGCCCUGCUCGCGCGCCCCUACCACCCGCCCUCCUUCCCGCUCCGGGUGGGGCGCAUCGAGGCAGACGACCUCGCCUUCCAGCCCGUCCCCAACGAGGCCUUGGGCGCCCCCGGCUCCGCGCCCCUGCCCCUCCUGCCCCUGCCUGCUGCUGCUGGCGGUGGCGGGCGCGGGGGAGGUGGGCGGAGGGAGGGCGUGAGGAGGGAGGAAGGCGGAAGGGGGAGGAGGGAAGAGGAUGGGGAGGUGCAGGUGGUGAGUGGGGGCGAGGAGGGGGAGGAGGGGAGGGUGGGCAGGGGAGAAGGGGGUGGUGCAGGGGGGGUUGAUGGAGGGAGGGAGAGAGGAGAGGUGAGGCGACGGGAAGGCCAGCGAUGGGAGCUGAGGGAGAGGCUGCCUGUGAGGCGGUAUGAGGGGUUUGAAGUGACCAUGGCGGGGGAAGAGGAGAGGGGCGAGGAGGAGAGGGGGGAGGACGACUCAGAGUAUGAAGUGAGCGGAGGGGAGGAGGAGAGGCGCGGAGGGAGUGAGGAGGAGCAGGAGGGGGAGACGGAGGAGGAGGAGGAGGAGGAGGAGGGUGGGCAGGGCGAGGGGGAGGAGGAGGAUGGGCAGGGCACAAGACGGUCACGGCGGCUUCUGGGGAAGAGGAGGCGGCGGUGGGGAAGGGCAGGGGAGGGCGAGGGGGAUGAGGAGGACGAGGAGGGGGUUGAGGAGGUGCGGGAGCAGCGGGGGAGGCGGAUGGUUACAAGGAGUGGGCGCGACAAGGGGAGUGGAAUGGGGAAGGGGAAGCGGGGGGGACAAGGGCGGGGGAUGAAGAAGGGGAGAGGGGGGAGGGGCAGGGCAUGCAAGGUGGCAAGGGGUGGUGGAGGCGGGGUAGGCAGGGGGAGAGGGCGGGUGAGGCGUGCAGGGAAGGAGGUGGAGGGGGAGGAGGAGUGGGAUGUAGAACCUUGGGAGGAGGAGAGUGGUGCGCGGAAGAGAAGGUUUGCUGCGGGCGAGGAAGAAGAGGAGGAGGAUGAGGAGGAGGAGGGAGAAGGGGAAGGGGAAGACGAGUGGGAAGAGGAUGAGGAAGAGGAGGAGGAUGAGGAGGAAGAAGAGGAGGAAGGUGAGGAGGAAGGUGAGGAGGAAGGGGAGGAAGAGGAGGAGUAUGAGGAGGAGGAGGACGUGGAACAGUACAAGCGGGUGGGGCACGCCUCUAGAAGCCUGGCCACCGCUCCUUACACCCACCAGUGGGCUCAUGGCUCGCAGGCGAGGGGAGGGCAGGGGGUGGGGGAAGGCAGUGGGCAUGGAAGGGGGCAGCAGGGCGCGUUGGCAGUGAGGGGCGGGCAGAGUGCUAUCACUGCUACGGGCCCGCUCAAACUCAAAAUCAACCUCAGAAAACCCUCUGCUGCCGAUGCUGCUGCCGACGCUGCUGGUGGUGCUGAUGCUGCUGCUGGUGCCGAUGCUGCUGCUGGUGCUGGUGGUGCUGGCGCGUCUGCUGCGUGUGGUGGGGGGGGCGGCAGCGGGGGCGGCAGUGCGGGCAGCUCCUGUGCAGCGCCGCGCGGAGUGACCAAGUCGCAGCUCAAGCAGCGCAUGGUGGCUCAACGCACCCAGGCCGCACAGGCCCUGCUGCAGCACACUCACGCCACGGCUCAUGAGGGAGAGGAGGCGAAGGAGGAGGAGGAGGACGACGAGGAGGAUGUUGUGGAGGCGGAGGAGGAUGAGGGGGAUGAGGAGGAUGAGGAGGAUGAGGAGGGGGUGGAGGGGGUAGAGGAGGUGGAGGAGGAGGAGGAGGAGGAGGAAGUGAUGGAGGAGAUCGGAUCAGAGGAGGAGGAAGAGGAAAAUGUGGUGGCAGAGGUGGGUGAGGAGAGCACGCGAGGGAGGAGAACAAGGAGCAACAGUCGGCAUGCUGCUGUGAGCCAGGCCGCUCAGUUGAGACCCGCUCAGAUAAGACCCGCCCAGUCAAGACCCGCACAGAUCAGACCUGCCCAAAUAAGACCUGCCCAGCUGAGGCCUGCUGGGAUGGGCGUGGGUGCAGCAAGGGGUGGUGAUGCUGUUGAGCGUUCAGUCCAGGCAGGUGGUGCUGAGGAGAUUUGGGAGGACGAGGAGGAGGAAGAGGAGGAGGAGGAAGAGGAGGAGGAAGAGGAGGAGGAGGAGGAAAACGAAGAGGAAGAAGAGGAAGAGGAGGAAGAGGAAGAAGAGGAGGAAGAAGAGGAGGAAGAUGAGGAAGAGGAAGAAGAGGAAGAAGAGGAGGAGGAGGAAGAAGAUCGGGGGAAUUGGAAAGUAGAACCCAACUGGGGAAAGAGGAAGACGCGCAAGCGCACAGCAGGGGCGGGGGCACUCCCUGCAGGGAGGGGGGAGGUGCGGGGAGGAGGAGGGGGGGCGAGACAGUCAGUGCGGGUGGUGGCAGGCAGGGGCAGGGGAAGGGGCAGGGGCAGGGGAAGAGGUAGAGGCAGGGGGAGGGGAGCAGGGAGUGCAUCUGGAAGGGGGGGGCAAGGGAGGGGCGCGGGCGGCAGAGGAAGAGGCAGCAAGGCGCGAGUUGCAGGAUCAGGUGGGGAAGGGGGCGGGGCGCGGGUGGGGGCGGGGAGGGCUUGGGGAGGUGUGGGGGAGAGGGGGAGGCGAGCUUUGGGUGAGGCGAGCGGGGAGGGGCUGGCAGGGGAUGGGGAGGUGAGUGAGGAAGAAGAUGCAGAGGCAAUGGGCGGGGAUGAGAGUGAGGGAGAGGGGCAUGCAAGUGGGGAAAAGGGAAGAGGGGAGAGGGGCGAGGGGGUUGACGUGGUGAAGGGAGGACACGUAUUGAGGGCAAGGACACCACGGGGGAAGGGGUGGUGGGGAGAGAAGGGAGGGGCGAGGAAACGAAAUGAGGGACAUGAGAAUGAGGAGGGGCAAGAGUGUGAGGAGGGGCAAGAGAGUGAGGAGGGGCAAGAGUGUGAGGAGGGGCAAGAGAGUGAGGAGGGGCAAGAGAGUGAGGAGGGGCAAGAGAGUGAGGAGGGGCAAGAGAGUGAGGAGGGGCAAGCAAGUGAGGAGGAGCAAGAGCGAGCAGGGGUUGAGCGAGGGCGCAUUUCGAAUUCGGUCAUGCAGAGUGCGUCGCUGGGUACUGACGAACGUGCAGCCGUGCGUGGGGUGGGCGCUGUGUGGGCUGUGCAGAUGACGACGACGCCUGGCGCCCCUCCAAGCGCACCCGCUGCUGACGCCACUCCGCCUGACACUGCUCCUGACACUGCCGCUGCUGACAAUCUAACUGGCGCUGGUGCCUUUGGAGGUGCUGGUGCGGCAGCAGCAGCAGCAGCAGCAGCAGCAGCAGCAGCAGCAGUGCGUGGGGGCCUGCCAGUGGUGGUACCGGCUGGCACGAGGAGGAAGAGGAACGCGCGUGGGACAGCAGUGCAGCGCACAGGGCGCACUGACAGACUGGGAGGAGGGGGCGUGCCGGAGGUUGAGGGCAGCGGUGGGACGGGUGUGUGUGCUCUGGCGCUGCUUCUUCCCCGCACAGCAGUGCCGGCUGCUGCUGCGUGUGAGGGUGGUGGUGCAGACAUGGUCGGUCCUGGGAGCGGGGCCAGUGCGGGCGAACACGCUGCGGGACUGCAGGAUGGUGGAGGGGCGGAUGAAGGGGUAGAUGGAGGGGUAGGUGAAGGGAUAGGUGACGGAGCAGGUAGUCAUGUUGAGUGCAAGACAGAGGUUGGAGAGGAGAAGGGAGCGAGUGGCGAGGAGGAAGGGAAGGGAGAAGAUGUGAGGAAGGGGGACGGGGGUGAGAGCACAGUGGAGGGCGUGAGAGAUGCAGGUGCAGUUGUGGUGGCGGGUGAAGGGAACAGGAUGGUCGCGGAGGGAGGUGGUUUGGAGGGCGAGGGGAGUGGGGGCAAGGAUGCGAUGGAUGGGAUGAAGCAGGAGAGGCACGAGGACGGUGAGACUCAGCAGGGGAUGCCAAAUGCCACUGCUUGUGCUGCUGCUGCUGAUGCUGCUGCGGUUGAGGAGGAUGGCUUGUGGGCGGGAGGUGGUGCCUUGGAGGGCCACGCACAAGUGGAGGGUGCAGGGGAGUGGGCGCAGCAGGGCGUGCUGGGGGCGGAUAGCAGAGGGGGCAGUGAGGGCGCAGGGGGUGGGGCGGAGUGGGGGGAAGAGGAGGGGGAGAUGAGUGCGCGCAAGGAGGAGCUGUUUGCGGAGCUGUUUGGGGAGGAGGGCGCGGAGGAGGGCGCAGGGCUGCCUGGAGACAACCUGCUCAGCCCGACUGGUGAUAGGGCGGGCGGCACCGAGGAGGGUGGCAGGGAGGAGGGCGGCACGGAGGAGGGCGGCACGGAGGAGGGCGGCACGGAGGAGGGCGGCACGCAGGAGGGCGGCACGCAGGAGGGCGGCAGGGAGGUGGGCGGUAGGGAGGAGGGAGACGGAAGCAAUACCAGCGAUAGGAGUGGGAGUAAGCAAGGGGACGCGAAUGGGGAGACAGGGCGUGAGGGGGACAGCGGUGGCGGGCAAGCAGCGAGCGAUGGUGGCAUGAAGGCGGAAUGCAGCGCAGGUGGCAGCAAUGAGGGGCAGCAUGCAUGCGCGGUUGGUGCGACUUCUGAUGCCCUCCCUGCUGUCAGGGCUGGCAGCGCAGCCGAAGCUAGGGAGCAGGCUUGGGGGGAGGGUGGGAGGAGUGCAGAGGGGGGUGCAGAGGAGCAGAGGUGCGCGGUGGAGGAAGAGGAGGGCCGGGAGAACAGGGAGGGGAGUGCGGGGGGCGAGCAGAGGGAGAGGGGCGUGAGUGGUGGCAGCAAUGGUGGUGGUGGGCACCGUGAAGGGGAGGGGAGAGGGGGUGGCGCAGAUGAUGGGGAGGAGGCUUGUGUGGGGAGAGGCGAGGAACAGGAGGAAGCAGAGCAGGGGGACGAGAGGGGGAAGGGGCAGGAGAGGGAUGGUCUAGGCGAGGAUGGUGGGGCGAGUGGGGAGUGUGAGAGGGUGGGGGAUGGUGCGGAGACGGGGGCAGAAGGUGAUGAGCGAGAUGCUAGUGGUGAUUCGGACAAGGGGUGUGGGGUGAAGGAGGAGGGGCAAGAUGCGCUUAGAAUAGAGCAAGUGGGGCGGAUGGGCGGGAAGAGAAACGAGGAGGAGGAGGAGGAGGAGGAGGAGGAGGAGGAGGAGGAGAAGGAGGAGGAUGAGAAGGAGGAGGAGGAGGAGGAGGAGGAGGAGGAGGAGGAGGAGGAGGAGGAGGAGGAGGAGGAGGAGGAGGAGGAGGAGGAGGAGGAGGAGGAGGAGGAGGAGGAGGAGGAGGAGGAGGAGGAGAAGGAGGAGGAUGAGAAGGAGGAGGAGGAGGAGGAGAAGGAUGAGAAGGAGGAGGAGGAGGAGGAGGAGGAGGAGGAGGAGGAGGAGGAGGAGGAGGAGGAGGAGGAGGAGGAGGAGGAGGAGGAGGAGAAGGAGGAGGAGGAGAAGGAGGAGGAUGAGAAGGAGGAGGAGGAGGAGGAGAAGGAGGAGGAUGAGAAGGAGGAGGAGGAGGAGGAGGAGGAGGAGGAGGAGGAGGAGGAGGAGGAGGAGGAGGAGGAGGAGGAGGAGGAGGAGGAGGAGGAGGAGGAGGAGGAGGAGAAGGAGGAGGAUGAGAAGGAGGAGGAGGAGGAGGAGGAGGAGGAGGAGGAGGAGGAGGAGGAGGAGGAGGAGGAGGAGGAGGAGGAGGAGGAGGAGGAGGAGGAGGAGGAGGAGGAGGAGGAGGAGAAGGAGGAGGAUGAGAAGGAGGAGGAGGAGGAGGAGAAGGAGGAGGAUGAGAAGGAGGAGGAGGAGGAGGAGGAGGAGGAGGAGGAGGAGGAGGAGGAGGAGGAGGAGGAGGAGGAGGAGGAGGAGGAGGAGGAGGAGGAGGAGGAGGAGGAGGAGGAGAAGGAGGAGGAGGAGGAGGAGGAGGAGGAGGAGGAGGAGGAGGAGGAGGAGGAUGAGAAGGAGGAGGAUGAGGAGGAGGAUGAGAAGGAGGAGGAUGAGAAGGAGGAGGAGGAGGAGGAGGAGGAGGAGGAGGAGGAGGAGGAGGAGGAGGAGGAGGAGGAGGAGGAGGAGGAGGAGGAGGAGGAGAAGGAGGAGGAUGAGAAGGAGGAGGAGGAGGAGGAGAAGGAGGAGGAUGAGAAGGAGGAGGAGGAGGAGGAGGAGGAGGAGGAGAAGGAGGAGAAUGAGAAGGAGGAGGAGGAGGAGGAGAAGGAGGAGGAUGAGAAGGAGGAGGAGGAGGAGGAGGAGGAGGAGGAGGAGGAGGAGGAGGAGGAGGAGGAGGAGGAGGAGGAGGAGGAGGAGGAGGAGGAGGAGGAGGAGGAGGAGGAGGAGGAGAAGGAGGAGGAUGAGAAGGAGGAGGAGGAGGAGGAGGAGGAGGAGGAGGAGGAGGAGGAGGAGGAGGAGGAGGAGGAGGAGGAGGAGGAGGAGGAGGAGGAGGAGGAGGAGGAGGAGGAGAAGGAGGAGGAUGAGAAGGAGGAGGAGGAGGAGGAGAAGGAGGAGGAUGAGAAGGAGGAGGAGGAGGAGGAGGAGGAGGAGGAGGAGGAGGAGGAGGAGGAGGAGGAGGAGGAGGAGGAGGAGGAGGAGGAGGAGGAGGAGGAGGAGGAGGAGGAGGAGGAGGAGGAGAAGGAGGAGGAUGAGAAGGAGGAGGAGGAGGAGGAGGAGGAGGAGGAGGAGGAUGAGAAGGAGGAGGAGGAGGAGGAGGAGGAGGAGGAGGAGGAGGAGGAGGAGGAGGAGGAGGAGGAGGAGGAGGAGGAGGAGGAGGAGGAGGAGGAGGAGGAGGAGGAGGAGGAGGAGGAGGAGGAGAAGGAGGAGGAUGAGAAGGAGGAGGAGGAGGAGGAGGAGGAGGAGGAGGAGGAGGAGGAGGAGGAGGAGGAGGAGGAGGAGGAGGAGGAGGAGGAGGAGGAGGAGGAUGAGGAGGAGGAGAAGGAGGAGGAUGAGAAGGAGGAGGAGGAGGAGGAGAACGAGGAGGAUGAGAAGGAGGAGGAGGAGGAGGAGGAGGAGGAGGAGGAGGAGGAGGAGGAGGAGGAGGAGGAGGAGGAGGAGGAGGAGGAGGAGGAGGAGGAGGAGGAGGAGGAGGAGGAGGAGGAGGAGGAGGAGGAGGAGGAGAAGGAGGAUGAGCAGGAGGAGGAUGAGCAGGAGGAGGAGGAGGAGGAGGAGUAG
Molecule: messenger RNA, 14169 nt
Organism: Closterium sp. Naga37s-1
Lineage: Eukaryota; Viridiplantae; Streptophyta; Zygnematophyceae; Desmidiales; Closteriaceae
Source: the annotation of a GenBank genome assembly